Molecule: messenger RNA, 3018 nt
Organism: Cicer arietinum (chickpea)
Lineage: Eukaryota; Viridiplantae; Streptophyta; Magnoliopsida; Fabales; Fabaceae
Molecular function (GO): protein binding
Source: RefSeq, a predicted model, not a curated record
AAUGGUCCUUCGAUUUCACAUAUGACUUCAUUGUCUAACACCAACACCAUAGAAUUCAAUAUAUAUACUUUCAUAAAUUUCUAAAAAAAUAUUAAGAACUAAAGCAUCCCAUGAAACUUAAUUAGUUAGAGAUACAAAUGAAUAAAUGACUUCUUUCAUGUGAGACAUGUUUGCAGAUCAUAAAAAUCUAAAGUCAAAAAGUAGAAUAUCAUAUAGUUAGAGAUACAAAUGAGUAAUGUUGCUGACCGCUGCUCCACAACACGACGUCGUUAAGUACCGGACCAUUCCAUUUCAUUCCAAUGUUCCACCUCAAAACCCAAACUCAAUUGUAUGUAUAAAACAACAUCACAUUUGAAACUCCUUCGUUCCUCUACGCAAUGUUGAAACUCGUCCGUCGCAAAAACAUCACCAUCCCUACCACUUCCAACAAAUCCAACUCAUUCUCUUCACACUCUUUCAUCAAAAAUACAAACACUAUUGUCAAAAUCUUAACCAACCCCAACACCAACAUCACAAAAGCCACGGCACUCACAAAACAACAUCUCCAAAACUCAAACAAACCCACCAACACAUGCUUCUCCCUCUUCCACGCGCUUAAAUCCAACUUAACCAAUACGCCCCACUCCUUCGAAGCUUUCUUACUCGCACUCAUUCAACUAUCUCUCAUCGAAGAAGCCCUUUGGGUUUUCAAGAAUUUAAACCCUAAUUUACCUCCCUUACGUGCCUGCAACGCGCUUCUUCAUUACUUAGUCAAAUCGGAGAGGUUUGAUUCCGUGUGGGAAGUCUACAAUAACAUGGUGUCGCGCGGGUUUGAACCUACUGUUAUCACCUACGGCAUUUUAUUGAAUUGUUGCUGCAACCAAGGUGAUUUUAGUAAUGCACGCAAGGUGUUUGAUGAAAUGCUUCAACGAAGAAUUGAACCCAAUGUGGUGAUUUACACUAUUCUCAUUCGUGUUUUCUGCAAUGGAAGUGAAAUGGAAGAAGCUGAGAGGAUUUUUAAGAGUAUGAAGGAAUCUGGGGUGGACCCAAAUUUGUACACUUAUGUUACUCUCAUUGAUGGGUAUUGCAAAAUGGGUGAUGUGAAACGUGUUUUUGAAUUGUAUAGUGAUAUGUUGUGGAAUGGUUUGCGUCCUGAUGUUGUGACUUUUGCGAAUUUGGUAGAUGUUUUGUGCAAGGUGGACAAUUUGAAGGCAGCGCAAAACUGCUUUGUUUAUAUGACUAAAUUUGGUGUUUUUCCUAAUUCGUAUGUUUAUAAUUGUUUGAUUGAUGGUUACUGUAAAGCAGGGGAUUUGGUUGAAGCAAUGCAAUUGCUAGUUCAAAUGGAACGGAAUGGAAUUUCCGUGGAUGUUUUUACGUAUAGUAUACUGGUUAAGGGUUUCUGCGACUCAGGUAAGUUGGAGGAAGCUAAGGAUUUGAUUGAGAAGAUGGGAAAAGCAGGGAUUUUAUGUAAUACUGUGACUUACAAUGUGUUGAUUGAUGGAUACUGUAAAAUGGGUUAUAUGGAGAAGGCUAUUGAUGUGUGUUCUCAAAUGACUGAAAGGAAAAUAGAACCCAAUGUGAUCACAUUUUCUACAUUGAUUGAUGGGUUUUGCAAGAAAAGGAACAUAAAAGCUGCUAUGGGGUUGUAUACAGAAAUGGUUAUCAAAGGUCUUGUGCCUGAUGUGGUGACUUACACGGCUUUGAUCGACGGGCAUUGCAAGGUUGGAAACAACAAAGAGGCUUUUGAACUGCAUAAGGAGAUGCUGGAUGCGGGAGUAACGCCAAAUGUGUUCACAGUUAGUUGUUUGAUUGAUGGACUUUUGAAAGAUGGAAGUACUUAUGGUGCAAUCAAACUUUUCUUGGAGAAAACUGGAGUUGGUUGCCCUGGAGGUAAAGUAGAUCAUAGAAGGUUGUGUUCUCCAAAUGAUGUUAUGUAUGCUGUUUUAAUUCAAGGUUUAUGUAAAGAUGGACGUAUUUUUAAGGCCACUAAAUUUUUCGCGGAAAUGAGAUGUAAUGGCUUCAAACCAGACGUGGUGCUUUAUGUUAUCAUGUUGGAAGCACAUUUUCGAUUCAAUCACGUGAUUGAUGUAAUGAUGUUGCAUGCAGAUGUACUGAAGAUGGGUGUUAUGAGAAAUACUUCUGUAUAUCAUGUGUUGUCUAGGGGCUAUAAAGAGAAUGCAUAUUUAAAACAUGCUCAAAUGUGUUCUGAGCAUUUAAUGGAAUAUGACAUUCAGUGUCCUUAAUUAGUAGGGCAUAUGUUUUGAUUCCUUGAAGUGGAUGCAAAUUUGGACCCCUUUUUACAACAAGAUAGUAACUAAGGAUGCUGCAUGUCUUAGACUACAGUGAAAGGAGUCUGAUCAAGUUGGUUAAAUCAUAACAUUUUCAAUGGUGGCUGGUUGCAGCAUGAGUUUGGAUAUAUUGAGGGUAACUGUAGUCCAACACAGCUGAUGGGGUUGUGGUUGCAAUUGCAGAGACAUUAAAAACUCUAACGUCAACCCACGACUUGGGCCACAAUUGCAGUCAUUGACAGCCUGUUUUAUAAAUCUUUGGUCAUGCACAUAUCAUCACAGCAAGAUAAUCACUUAAUAAGCAUAUUAGUUACUGAAGAAGAUUUGGUUUCCUACUUUGUCAUCUUGAGACGUGAGAAAAUUGUACUGCCAUUGCAUUAUUGAGGCUUUCUUGUCAUCAACUUGAGAAGUGAAGACUGAGAAACAACCUUGCAGUCUUCUUUAGACUGCAAUGGAAGUCAUUGCAUUUAGCUGCUGGAGGAUUUCAAUUUUUACUUAAGGUGAUUUCUUCUGCCUCUCCUAUACAUAAACUUAAUGAUAAGGGACUGCAGGAAAUAAAGCUUAAGAGUGAAGGAAGGAACUGCACAAAAGUGUUGAUACUUGAUACAAUAUUUGGAUAGAUUUUUUAGGUUAUGAAGGAGUUCACAUAACUCUCUGUAUAAUUUGUUAUGUCAUUAAUAAAAACUUAUGACAUACUGUCACAAGCCAUUUUUUGCAUGCCUAAUAUUCUUUUUACUACACGGGGUAUCUC